Messenger RNA from Alnus glutinosa, 1565 nucleotides. Its product is annotated as U-box domain-containing protein 21-like. The transcript has a single exon. Gene Ontology annotation, molecular function: ubiquitin protein ligase activity. Lineage: Eukaryota; Viridiplantae; Streptophyta; Magnoliopsida; Fagales; Betulaceae. Gene Ontology annotation, biological process: protein ubiquitination. The record is from RefSeq and is a predicted model, not a curated record. Bases 73 to 1401 code for a protein of 442 amino acids.
GUUCGCAUUCUCCACAAGCAAAAGACAUAAUAUUCCCUUUGUUGGAUAACACGGAUUCAAACUAUUACCACAAUGAUUUUAUCUUGGAGAAGAAGGAGAGCCAGCCAUGGCGGCAACAAGAACAGCGAGGUUCUGAAUGGCAAUUUAGACACAGAGAUCAGAAUUCCGAGCGACUUUCGGUGCCCGAUUUCUCUGGAGUUGAUGAAAGAUCCCGUUGCGAUAUCCACCGGGAUCACGUAUGAUCGAGAGAGCAUCGAGAAGUGGAUCGAAGCGGGGAACCAAACCUGUCCGGUCACUAAUCAGGUAUUGACAAGCUUCGAUCAAAUCCCAAACCAUGCACUGCGUAGGAUGAUUCAGGAUUGGUGUGUUCAGAAUCGUUCUUAUGGGAUUGAAAGGAUCCCGACGCCUCGAAUCCCGGUGACCCGGUAUGAGGCUUCGGAGAUUUGUUCAAGGAUUGCGGUCUCAACUCAACGCGGGGAUCACAAAAGAUGCCGAGAAUUGGUGGCGAAGAUCAAGGCGUGGGGAAAAGAGAGCGAGCGUAACAGGCGGUGCAUUGUGAACGGCGGAACAGGGUUUGUGCUGUCGGAUUCCUUCCAUUCUUUUGCAAGCGUUUCAAUUGAGAAACAUGUCGACUUGUUGAAGGAGAUCCUGUCGGUCUUGACGUGGAUGUUCCCGUUCGGUGAAGAAGGGCAGUCGAAAUUAGGAUCGGCGGCAUCUUUAGGUUGCAUGGUAUGGCUAUUGAACGGCGGGGAUCUUUCGGCAAGGCAAAACGUGGUUUUAGUACUCAAAGAGCUUCUUUCUUUGGAUCAAACACAUGUUGAUGCCUUGGCAGAGAUUGAAGGAGUUGCCGAAGCUUUGGUCGAGAUAAUCAGGGACCCAAUUUGUCCCAAGGCUACCAGGGCCUCUUUAACAGCAAUUUUCUACAUGAUCUAUCCAUCUGCGAUCGGUCUGAGAUUCACAGCAAGAUUUGUGGAAUUGGGUGUGGUUUCGCUUAUACUAGAAAUCCUCGUCGACUCGGAAAAAGGAAUCUGCGAGAGGGCUCUAGGCGUUUUGGCUGGCAUUUGCGAUUGCAAAGAAGCCAGAGAAGAGGCCUCUAAGAACGCUCUAACCAUGCCUCUUUUGGUUAAGAAGAUGUUGAAGAUAUCACCGUUGGCGACGGAGUUUGCUGUCUCCAUUCUUUGGAAGCUCUGCCAGAAUGAUAAGAAGAACGAGGGCGGUGUUUUGGUCGACGCAAUUCAAGCGGGUGCCUUUCAGAAGCUUCUGGUUCUCUUGCAAGUUGGUUGUGGCGAGGGCAUAAAGGAAAAGGUCACUGAGUUGCUGAAAUUGCUGAAUCUUCACAGGGAUAAGCUGGAGUGUGUUGAUUCAUCGAUGGAUUUCAAGUAUCUCAAAAGAACAUUUUGAUUCAUUAGAUUAAUACAGCUUCUUCCUUUUUGUUGAUUCAGCUUAGAAAAGAAAAAUGUGUAGAAAAUUUUCCAGUGAAUACUCUUCAAUUAAAAGAAGAAAAUGUACAAAAGAAACGGAAAAAUUCAUCCAAUUAUAUAUACAUUCUGUCAAAUUUAUAUCCA